GGCGGCAGCGCAGCCCUCCCUGCAGUCUCCAGUCCCCUGAGCUCCUGCGUGUCCCGCCGAGUCCCACUGCGGUCGCGGAGCUCUGACCCCGCCAUGCUCUUGCUCCUUGGGCUGUGCUUGGGACUGCCCCUCUGCACGGGGUCGCAAGAAGAGGCACGGAGCUUGGGUGACACUUCAGAGCAAGUUGGACUGAGGGUUCCCAGGCAGCUCAGGCUGUUGCAGAGACUGAAAACCAAGCCCUUGAUGGCAGAAUUCUCGGUAAAAUCUACCAUUAUUUCUCGUUAUGCCUUCACUACGGUUUCCUGCAAAAUGCUGAACAGAGCUUCUGAGGACCAGGAUGUUGAGUUCCAGAUGCAGAUUCCAGCUGCAGCUUUUGUCACAAACUUCACCACGCUUAUUGGAGACAAGGUAUAUCAGGGCGAAAUUACAGAAAGAGAAAAGAAGAAUGGAGAUAGGGUAAAGGAGAAAAGGAAUAAAACCACAGAAGAUAAUGGGGACCAGGGGACCGACAUGUUCAAAGCGUCCCUAGUGAUUCCCAGCAAGGACAAGGCCAUCUUCCUCCUGAGUUACGAGGAGCUUCUGCAGAGGCGCCUCGGCAAAUACGAGCACAUUAUCAGCGUGCGGCCUCAGCAGCUGGUCGGGAGGCUGACGGUGGAAGUGACUGUCUUGGAGAGGUCGGGCCUCGAGGGCCUGGAGGUGCUGCCGCUCCGCAACAGCAGGCAGAAGGGCAGCGCGAGGGCCGAAGAUGAUUCUGGGCCUCCUCCUUCUACUGCUAUCAACCAAAAUGAAACCUUUGCCAAAGUUGUUUUUAAGCCUAAUGUGGUACAACAAGCCAAGAUUGCACAGAAUGGAAUUCUGGGAGAUUUCAUCAUUCGCUAUGAUGUCAACAGGGAACUGAGAGUUGGGGACAUCCAGGUUCUAAAUGGCUAUUUUGUACACUACUUUGCUCCUAAAGACCUUCCUCCUUUACCCAAGAAUGUGGUCUUUGUGCUUGACAGCAGUGCCUCAAUGGUAGGAACCAAGCUCCAGCAGACCAGGGAUGCUCUUACCACCAUUCUCCAUGACCUGAGACCCCAGGAUCAUUUCAGCAUCAUUGGAUUUUCCAACCGGAUUAAAGUGUGGAAGGACCACUUGGUACCAGUCACUCCUAGUAAUGUCAUAGAUGGCAAAUUCUACAUUCACCUCAUGUCUCCCAGUGGAGGCACAGACAUCAAUGGGGCUCUCCAGGCAGCCAUCAGGCUCCUCAACAACUAUGUGUCCCACAAUGACAUCGAAGACCGGAGUGUGUCCCUUGUCAUCUUCCUGACAGAUGGGAAACCCACGGUAGGGGAGACUCAUGGCCCCAAGAUUCUCAACAAUACCAAGGAGGCUGCCCAGGGUCAGAUCUGCAUCUUCACUGUUGGCAUUGGCAAUGAUGUGGACUUCAAGCUGCUGGAGAAACUGUCACUGGACAACUGCGGCCUCACACGGCGCGUCCAUGAAGAGGAGGACGCGGGUGCACAGCUUAUUGGGUUCUAUGAUGAGAUCAGGACCCCCCUACUUUCUGACAUCCGUAUCGAUUAUCCCUCUGGCUUAGUGGAGCAUGCCACUAAAACUGUGUUCCCCAACUACUUCAACGGUUCUGAGAUUGUCAUUGCGGGGAAGCUGGUGGACAAGAAGACAGAUCAGCUGCAUGUGGAGGUCACUGCCAGCAACAGUAAGAAAUUUGUCAUCCUAAAGACAGAUGUGCCUGUGGAGCCUCAGAAGGUGGGGAGUGGUGUCCCAGGAAGCCCCAGUUCCAGGGGUGAUGGAGAGGAGGACCCCAACCACAUCGAGCGUCUCUGGAGCUACCUGACUGUGAAGGGGCUGCUGAGCUCCUGGGUGCAGAGUGACAAUGAGCAGGAGAAGGAGAGACUGAGGCAGAAGGCGCAGGACCUGGCCAUGAGCUACCACUUCCUCACCCCCUUCACCUCCAUGAAGCUGAAGAAGCUGCUGCUUCAUGAGGACACACUGGAGGUCGCCCGGGGCAUGUCUGCUGUGACAGGACCUGAAACCGUGAUGCAGAGCCUGCGGGGAUCCACUAUGCAGCCAGGACCUACGCUGAAGAAACCAUAUGACCCCAAAAUCAAACUCUCUAAAACAUCAGUGGAUGGUGAUCCCCAUUUUGUUGUGGAUUUCCCUUUGAGCAAACUCACUGUCUGCUUUAACAUCGAUGGACAGCCCGGGGACAUCCUACAGCUGGUCUCUGAUCACAUGGGCUCCGGUGUGACGGUGAAUGGAGAGUUAAUCGGGGCCCCUGCUCCUCCCAAUGGUCACAAGAAACAGCGCACUUACUUCCGCACCAUCACCAUCCUCGUCAAUCGGCCAGAGAGAUCUUACCUCGAGAUCACACCCAGCAGAGUCAUCUUAGACGGUGGCGACAGGCUGGUCCUCCCCUGCAACCAGAGCAUGGUAGUGGGGAGCCGGGGGCUGGAAGUGGCUGUGUCUGCCAAUGCAAAUGUCACUGUCACCAUCCAGGGCACCAUUGCCUUUGUUGUUCUCAUUCACCUCUACAAAAAGCCAGCACCCUUCCAGCGAAACCACUUGGGCUUCUACAUCUCCAACAGCAAAGGCCUUUCCAGCAACUGCCACGGACUGCUAGGUCAGUUCCUGAACCAGGAGGCCAAACUCACAGAGAAGCCCGCAGGGCACAGCAAAAAUCUUACUAAUUCACCCCUCCCUCAGACUGAAGGGAUGUCUGAGACCAUCCUACAGGUGAAAGAGCACCGAGUCCCAGUGGUCUGGAAACAAAGGAAGAUUUACAAUGGGGACGAACAGAUAGACUGCUGGUUUGCCAGGAACAAUGCCGCCAAACUGAUUGAUGGGGUGUAUAAAGAUUACCUAGCAUCUCAUCCAUUUGACACAGAUACAACCUUGGGCCAGGGAGGAUCCACUGGAUCUGAACCCAGCAGCAUUAAUUAAUGACAGCGCAUGAAAGGGAAGUAACAGUGGGGGACACUGAGGCACAGCUGUCCUUGUUACCCUUGCAUGCCUCUGCUCUUGCAACAAGCCACUCUGCAGCCUAGGGCUGAUGUCUGCUGAAGCAAGGGGUAAGGCAGAAGGCUUGAGUGAAGAUACUGUUUCCCUCCCUUUCCUCCUUCCUCUUCCUUCCUCUGCAGCCCCUCAUCUGCAGUAGACAAAACUGGGAGCAUCAAGUGGAGAAAGGUCGUAGUUAAAAGCACUAAAGCUCCUACGUUAUACCAUGUGGCUUGUCCCUCUUGUAGCCUACCAUAAGGUAACUCUUUCCAUGUAACAAGGCUGCCAUGAUAUUUAUUUGCCCUGUUGAAAUGGCCAAAUUCUGCUUUUUUGAGUUAUAUUCAUACCUAGGAAUCUCUCCUUUUAGUUCUGCUGUUUUCUCCAGAUGUGCCAUCCCUGACUUCUUCCUCAAACACACCUUCCAUUAAGUCCCAGGGCACCAAGCAUUCAAAUAGCAUAUAAAUUGGAUCAUCGUAAAUAGUUAAGGCUUUUCUUAAGAGAACAUUUUUUUCUGCUGUGGAAUUAUGUCCUUAAAAACUAGUUUUCAUUUUAAAAAUGAUUAAAAAUAGAAAACCUAUGUCCCAGAUACUGAUCUCUUUUUAAUGGGCUUUGUAGACCACUUGACUUUACUGUUAGACUUUCUCCAAUUUAUGGUGGAUGUUUUCAACUGGCCUCUCUUGGUGCUGGAAAGUUGGCCAGUCAAAUGACCAAUCUUUUACUUGGAUCUCUUCAGCAUUUGUCAUGAUUCCUGGACUUUUCUGCCUUUAGCCUUCCAGGAGGUGAUGAGUUAUGUGUAGAGUGCUGGGAUUGGAGGAAGAGCCAGCAAGAGUGAGCCCAGCCUACAGCGAGAGUAGGCCUGCACAUUCUCUGCAGGAAUGCAUAUGCGCAGGAGAUCUAAAAAGCCUUUCCACAUGGCAGAUGGGCACAAGACUGGAGAUCAGCCUGAGCCGGGGGCUUUGGUUCCAGAACUUGGACAAACUUGAAUCCCUAAGGAAAAGAUUAAAAUUGGGAGCUUGAGGUAAAAAAGUCACCGAGUGUAACUGGCUCUGUCUGGAUGCCCUUAGUCAAGCCUGGUCCUGUUAUUAGAGGGAACAGGGGCUGCUGAUGGUCCUUUCGCUCUCCUUGGUAGCACUCACUCUGCUCUGCCUUCAUGACUCAAGGCCUGUGCAUGAGGAGGCCGGACAGAAGUGAUAGGUGGAAGGGGCUGUGCAGCCAAACCACAGAGCGAGAAAGAAUGUGGCCGGGAAAAGACAUGGGGCCAGGGUGAAGGGCUUGGUGUUGUUCUCACAGGAGGUUUCUUCCAUGGGGCAUGACACCAGGGAAGCCUGCAAGAACUGGGAAGGCAGUGUGGUCAGCCCUUGGACAGAACCCUGCACUGAGAACAUUGUUCAUCAUGUUUACCUUCCCGUGGGAAGCAUUUGAGCAUGUUCCUGUCAGAUCGGGGGGGCUUCAGGAGCCAAUCAGUGCUAGGUGACUGUACAGCCCCCUCUUGGAGUUGCCAUCUCUCUCUGCCUAGUGACCCACUAGACCACGGCAGGUGAGCUAUGCUGUUUAUCUGGCUGCUGUCUUCCCAAAUCUGCUGCCUGUCUUCAUGCCAAAGUGCAAAGAUGACCAGUAUUCUAUAUUCUGUAUUUCAGCUUCUAUAUUUCAAAGAAGGACAUGAGCCAGGGCUAGCCUGGCUAAUCUGGCUCUGCCAGAUUCCUGGGACCUUCCCUUUAUGGAAAUCCAGCUGGGCAGUUGUCCCAGGGACCAGAAGCCCAGGCCACUGGUCACAUCUGGCACAGCUGUCUGUUGUUUCAGUGCAGGCCUCAUGCUGUGGCGAGAUCCAUCUCUACUGCUCUUGUUGCCGCUUUGAGAAACAUAUUCCAAUGAGAUGCCCACCACUAGCUCUUCUACUCAGAAAAAGAAUUUAAAAGUAGUGAAGAGGAGCUUCUAUUUUUAAAAGUUAUAUUUUAGGGCCAGGGAUUUAGCUCAAUGGCACCAUGGCUGCCUUGUAGGCACAACGUCCUGGGUUCGAUCCCUGGUACAAAAAAAAUAGAGUUAUAUUUUAACCUUUAGAUAAAUCUCAUCUUUCUUUCUCUUCUUCUUUUGUUGUAGAUCUCUAUUUGCAAAAGGUUUUUACUAAUACAUUUUCUGUUUUAGCUGAAAAUUUGUAUCUGUGAGUUUCACAUGCUACACGAGUGUUACAUUUACAGCCUUUUCAUUUGAUUGAAAAAUGGUGUAUUUCCUGUUGGCCACAUGUGUUGUGUAUAGCAAGUUCUUUAAAGAAAAUGAAGAGGAAACUGAGGCAGAGUGCAUUUGAGUGGCUUUCCCCAUGUUACAUGAAAGGCUUAGAGCAGGGCUAGGCUAAACUUCCAGGAUUCACUGACUAGCUUUGGCAAUAUUUCACCAUCUGGUCAAUCAUUUAUUUUUCUCAAGCACUACUAAUACAAAAAACAAGUGAGAGGUUACUAAAUGAGCACUAGAAUGGGACUGAGAAAAAUGCUGGAAUUAGAGAUGAAUCUCACUGUUAAUAGCUAAUGCUAAUGAGUUAUAAGAGUAGGCUAGCUGGGAUCUUGAGCAAGUUCCCCUCUCUGGGUUCCAAUCUCCUCCCUUGUCUCACAAAGAAAAGCAUCUGAACGCGUCAUUUUGAAGGAUCUUCUAACAUGAAGUUUCAUAUUCUCAAAAUAAAACGCUUUGAAAAUUCUCAACUGGCCCACACACCGUGCUUUGCUUUGCCUUCCUGCCUGACUUUUUGAUGAUUUGCCACUUCAGGCCAGAGGGGGGCGGUAUUUGGGAGAAUGGGCCAUCAAAACACUCCAUUGGAGCCAGGCAGCUGUCCUGGGUGUGCAGGUGACAGGGAAUGAGGGCACCUCCCUAUUCCUAUAAGGAGUAACACUAAAUACUUACUUGAAUACUAUCCUUACAAUAAAUACUAUCCUUAUAAGUGGAUUAGGAUUCUUUGUGUCUUUCUAAAAUUCUUAGGUUAAAGCCUAGAUCUCCAGUAAGAUGGUACUUGGAGGUGCACCUUUCAGAAGUGAUCAGGUCCUGAGGGCAGAGCCCUGGUAAGUGGGAUGAGUGCCCCUACCAGGAGAGACAUGAGAGAUGAUCUAUCUCCUUCCACCUUGUAAGAAUACAGUGAAAACAUGGCCAUCUGCAAGUCAGGAGCAGAGCCUCCACCAGACACCACAUCUGUUGGCUCCUUGCUCUUGGGCUUCCCAGCCUUUGGAACUGUGCAGAAUAAAUGCCUGUUGCGAAGCCACCCAGUCUAUGGGAUUCUUGUUAUAGCAGCCCAAGCUGGUCAAGAUAUUUAAAAAUUCUUUUACUUUCUUCAGCCCACUCAGAGUGUACACAAACAAUGUUCUUAUUAAAACUUGAAGGACUCCUGGGACCAUAUGAACAUGAUCCAGCUAAAAUAAACAGCAAAUAAAAUAACACAGCUAACCAAAUACUUAGAGCUGUAACUUUAAAUAUUUAGUCAGUUUUAAAUAAUAAGUAGGGUACAAGAUAGUUCACAUUUCAAGAGACAUUUUUCUUAAAUAUUUGUAAGAAAAUGAUGUCUAAAAACAAAUUACAUGACAUGUUUAUUUUUUGAGGGGAAACAGAAUCAGGGCUAUUGAAAAUAAAACGGUGAUUCUAACUGCACUGUUUGUUUGUAGGAAUUUCUGAAUCAUAGGAGCUAUAUAACGGUGGGCUGUGUAUAUGAUGGUGGUCCCAUUAGGUUAUGAUAGAGUUGAAAUUUUUCUAUUGUCUGAUAUUUUUUACUGUACUUUUUGAUGUUUAUAUGUAUUUAUCUGCACAUACACUCACCAUUGUGUUACAAUUGCUUAGAGGAUUCAUUAGCCUGUAACCGAGGGGCAGCCGAAUGUACCACAUAAUGCAAGUCUAAUAAACUAUACCAUCUAGGUUUAUGUGAGUAUACUCUGUGCUUGUCACAUAAUGAUAAAGUCACCUUAGGGCACAUUUUUCAAGAUGUAUCCCCAUCAUUAGGUGACACCAUCAGGUGUAUUUUAAAUGAUAGGUAAAUGGAGUAGUGACAUUGGAAGACUAAUGUUAAAGUAAUACAAAUCCUUGUAGAGAGCAGCAGGUUCACAGCAGCUGUUCCUAUGCUCUUAUGAACCUGUCACCCACAUGUGACUGUUUAAAACCCCUCAGUGCAUUACUAUCAAGGGUCUCUGGUAUCCCAAAUUGGUAUCACCUUAAUGGGUCACUCUAUCAUGUGCAUUUUGCUCAUCACCUGCUUGGUGCUCAGAGUCAUUUUUCCCUCGGUAGGUACCAUUCCUAGCUUGUGGACCUGGCAUUCCCACCUUGAGUUCUGAGUGGUCCAGCCAAAAGAUCCCAGUUGAUCUACACUAAAUUCUGAAUAAAGCAACACCUGAUUAGAACUCAAAUGGAGCCCAAAAAAUGAGGUAGCCAUCACUGGUAGGCUGUGGUAAAGAGAAAACAUUAAAUAACUGAUAUCCAGAACUUCAAGUCAACUUUUCUGAGCUUUGGGCUUUUUAGUCAUAAAAUGAAGGGAUUAGACUAGGUAAUUUCUUUUACUACACUACUUUUUUUUUCUUUGCAGUAUAGCGAUUAAACCCAGGGCCUCACUACUGAGCUAUAUAUCCAGCUUUUUUCUUGAGGGUCUCCCUAAGAUUUUAAGUGGCACAGGUUAGGCUUGACUUGUGAUCCUCCUGCCCCAGCCCCCCAGAGUGCUGGAAUGACAGAAAUGCAACACCAUACCCAAUUCAUUCCUUUUUAUUUUAUUUUAUUUGUAGACAGGGCCUUGCUAAUUUACCCGGGCUGGCCUUGAAUUUGUAAUCCUCUUGCCUCAGCCUCCCAAGUAACUGGGAUAACAGACCUGUACCAUAGCACCCAGCUUGGAUUUAAGAUCCUCUGACCUUUAUCUUCUGCUUUCAGAUGAAGAAACCUCUCACUUGUCAAAUGAUCAGUAGGCGUGUCUUCAUCCAGUAACCCAGUAUACUCUGAGUUCUAAUGUGCCAGGUCAGAGAUUCAGAGCAGAACAAAGUCCCUACUGCCCCAGAGUUUGCAGUUUAAGACAAGACAAAGGAUGCAAAGGAUGAAGAAGCAUGCUCAAUGAACAGGAGCAUGUUGUAGAGGAUUGUCAGCUAAGCACAGAGGAGAGACAAUAAUGAAGGCAGAAGGCAGGUUGGGAGAACUUUCCCAGGACAGAGCAUGAGUUAAGCUGCCAGGAAGAGGACCACAGAUGCAGCACCAGAGAUAUUUUCUGUAAUGGUAGACAGCCCCGAGCAUACUCUACAUGGAAACAAUCUUCUUAACCUCUCUCAGUUUCAGACAGCAUUGUUGAUUCAGUAGUUUCUGAGAACCCAAACUUGGUAGAGUCCUGGGUUCCUCCUUUCCUGGAUCUUAUGUCUGAAGAGUCUCCAGCCAAUAUCCUCAUGGUCUGUUUCCUUCACUCCUGCUUCCAGGAUACAGAGAACACCUAGGGAAACUCUCAAGACUCUGUCAUGGGUCCAUUCAGCACACAAGCUCCUCUGGUAUUUGGCAAACUGCAGUCAUCAGUGCCCUGGCUGUAACGGCUCCUUUGUCCCUGCAGCUUUCCAUAACAGCUCUGCCUCCAGUUUCACUGAGAAAACAGAAGGAGCACCUGCCUUAAGCCUUCCUCCUAUCAAGGGACUCUCUCUUCACAGGGCUCCAUCACCUUCUUCCCUCCUUCCCUGUAUGUCUGUCUUUGCUCCUGCUGACCCCUUCCCACCAUCCUCUCGGCAGUGACUCCCUCUAGACUCUUGUUCCCCACCAGGUGUGUCCCUCUUGACACCAAAUGCAGGUGAACCACCUCUUAUCCAAAAUGCUUGGGACCAGAAGUGCUUCUGAUUUUAAGACUUUUUAUAAUUUCAAACUAUUUGCAUAGAGUUACCAUCAUGUCAGCACUCAAAAAUUUCAGAUGCUGGAACAUUUUAGAUUGGGAAUUUUCUGAUCAAGGUUGCUCAAUCUGUACCAUCCCAAAAGAGCUUCAUUCUAGCCAGAAACUGUUGUCCCUCUAUUGGACUCCCUUUCAGCUUCUCUUUUCUUUAUUUCAGUGUCAGAUUCACUCUAGUAGUUGGUAGUUGAACUCUCAUUUUCCUCCUCCUACUUGGUUGCUUAAGUCUCAGUCCAAUUCCAGCGAGCAUUGUCGUCAGCCUCCACUGUGUGACUCUGGUAGCCUUGUUCUCUUUUGUGAAAUGCUGGAUCCUUUGACUUCUUUUAUGUGAUUCUUAGAUCAUUCCUAGACCUUCGUAGUCUCCCUUUAUGAAUGUCUUUCCUCCUACCAACCAAUGGACUUACCUUGAGGUUCUGCCUUGGUCCUCCACACUGUCUCCCUCAGGAACUUCAUCCACAUCAUGCUUUCCACACAUAAGUGGCUUCUGCAUGUAAAACUGCAGUGUGGGCUUCUCUUUUGAUAUCAUUCCCUUUAGUCAUUCUGGCUUCAUCUUAAACUCAGGAACUGAAGCAAACUUUCCAUCUUCAACAUGGGUAUUUGGGGUCAGGAACCUGGGAGAACAGGAAAGAGAAGCCCCUGCCCCUUCCUUUGCUAUUUUGUAUAUGGCAAAUAAAGUAGAUGAAGAAGGAAAUAUAUAUCCAUGUGCUGGGCUCAUUUCAUAGGAAGCCAACCCCAAAUUAAUCUCUGUUGACACUGUGUACUUCCUGAAAAUUCUUGGUUAAUCAUACUAUUUUCUCAACAACAGCUGUGUUUGUGCAAGAGAAGACCCAAUGUUCUAAUGGCUUAUUGGGAAUUUCUGCUUAUGUAAGUCAAAACUCAGAUGUGCUAAGUGUAUUGACAUGCUUAAUAACUUCAUUGAACUAUGAGUGUAAAAUAUAUUGUAAAUGGAUUUCAGUACACUUUUAAGAAUAAAUUUUAUGAAACAUGUA
Molecule: messenger RNA, 9846 nt
Organism: Heterocephalus glaber (naked mole-rat)
Lineage: Eukaryota; Metazoa; Chordata; Mammalia; Rodentia; Bathyergidae
Gene: Itih5
Product: inter-alpha-trypsin inhibitor heavy chain 5
Biological process (GO): hyaluronan metabolic process
Molecular function (GO): serine-type endopeptidase inhibitor activity
Source: RefSeq, a predicted model, not a curated record